Molecule: messenger RNA, 675 nt
Organism: Aphidius gifuensis
Lineage: Eukaryota; Metazoa; Arthropoda; Insecta; Hymenoptera; Braconidae
Product: speckle-type POZ protein-like A
Exons: 4
Coding region: 1-675 (224 amino acids)
Biological process (GO): regulation of proteolysis; proteasome-mediated ubiquitin-dependent protein catabolic process
Cellular component (GO): cytoplasm; nucleus
Molecular function (GO): ubiquitin protein ligase binding
Source: RefSeq, a predicted model, not a curated record
AUGUCAAUAGUUGCUGAUUCAGAUAGCAUUAAACUAACAACUAUAAAGUCAAACCAAGACACCGUUACUGGUAUGGAAAAUUGUGAAUUUACAUAUGAAUGGACAAUUAAAAACUGCAAUGAAGUUUAUGGCGACAAAAUUAAAUCACCAAGUUUUUCAUCUCAUUAUUCUGGUUUCGACGAUGAAUGGAUUUUGACAUUUUGUCCAACUGAUGAUCAAUCCGAAUAUAUUUUCCGUGAACGUCUAGAAAAGAUUAAAUGGGAUGGAUAUAUUUCAACUUCAGACUUUGUUGAACCCGAAAAUGGAUAUGUACAGAAUAAUGAACUUAAAAUUUGUUGUACAAUAACAAUGUCUAAAAAACUAACAAAUAAAUCUAAUGUAAUUUCAUCAAUUGAUGCAAGAAAACAACUGAGUGUCGACUGGAAAAAACUUUUUUUAAGUGAAAAAUCAGCUGAUGUUACCAUUAAAGUGGGUCAAAAAUCAUUUCGUGCAAUCAAAGGAAUUCUUGCAGUACGCAGUCCUGUUUUUGCUGCAAUGUUCAGUCAUGAAAAAUUCAAAGAAAAUGAAAAAAAUGAAGUUGUCAUAGAAGAUGUUGAAGAAGAUGUUUUUGAAGAAUUUUUACAUUUUAUUUAUACUGGUGAAUCACCAAAACUGACAUAUUAUUGUGUUACAUAA